Messenger RNA from Cebus imitator (Panamanian white-faced capuchin), 5011 nucleotides. RefSeq names its product aldehyde oxidase. Gene Ontology annotation, molecular function: oxidoreductase activity; iron ion binding; 2 iron, 2 sulfur cluster binding. The record is from RefSeq and is a predicted model, not a curated record. Lineage: Eukaryota; Metazoa; Chordata; Mammalia; Primates; Cebidae. The transcript has 34 exons. Bases 234 to 4208 code for a protein of 1324 amino acids.
GCCAGAUGAUUUCCGCCCACACACGUGCUGUUGUCCCGGGGAGAGUUUUCCUGGCAAAGAGCUCAGGAAUGUUGGAUCUUUAUCAAGGCUUUCUCCGUCGGGGUGGGUGAGUUGGCCUCCAGUAAGCCCCGCCCCACUCGGCGGGUAGGUGCUGCCGGGUCCCAGUUGCCCGCGACUUCCUAGAGCCACCGCUGCCUCCAGCUCCGGGCCCUCGGACUCGCGCGGCGGCCACCAUGGACUGGACGCCGGAGCUGCUCUUCUACGUUAACGGCCGCAAGGUGACAGAAAAAAAUGUUGAUCCUGAAACAAUGCUGUUGCCUUAUCUGAGGAAGAAGCUCCGACUCACAGGAACCAAGUAUGGCUGUGGAGGAGGAGGCUGUGGUGCAUGUACAGUGAUGAUAUCACGAUAUAACCCCAUCACCAAGAGAAUAAGGCAUCACCCAGCCAAUGCCUGUCUGAUUCCCAUCUGUUCUCUGUAUGGUGCUGCUGUCACCACAGUAGAAGGCAUAGGAAGUACCCACACCAGAAUUCAUCCUGUUCAGGAGAGGAUCGCCAAGUGUCACGGCACGCAGUGUGGCUUCUGCACACCUGGGAUGGUGAUGUCCAUCUACACCCUGCUCAGGAACCACCCAGAGCCCACUCUGGAUCAAUUAACUGAUGCCCUUGGUGGUAACCUGUGCCGUUGCACUGGAUACAGGCCCAUAAUUGAUGCAUGCAAGACUUUCUGUAAAACUUCAGGUUGCUGUCAAAGUAAAGAAAAUGGGAUUUGCUGUUUGGAUCAAGGAAUCAAUGAAUUGCCAGAAUUUGAGGAAGGAAGUGAGACAAGUCCAAAACUCUUCACAGAAGAGGAGUUUCUGCCAUUGGAUCCAACCCAGGAACUGAUAUUUCCUCCUGAGCUAAUGAUAAUGGCUGAGAAACAGCCCCAAAGGACCAGGAUGUUCGGCGGUGAGAGAAUGGCAUGGUUUUCCCCCGUGACCCUGAAGGAACUGCUGGAAUUGAAAUUCAAGUAUCCCCAGGCCCCUGUUGUUAUGGGAAACACCUCCGUGGGGCCUGAAGUGAAAUUUAAAGGUGUCUUUCACCCAGUUAUAAUUUCUCCUGAUAGAAUUGAAGAACUGAGUGUUGUAAUCCAUGCGUCUAAUGGACUCACCCUUGGUGCUGGUCUCAGCCUAGCCCAGGUGAAGGACAUUUUGGCUGAUGUGGUCCAGAAGCUUCCAGAAGAGAAGACACAGAUGUACCAAGCUCUCAUGAAGCAUUUGAGAACUCUAGCUGGGUCCCAGAUCAGAAACAUGGCUUCUUUAGGGGGACACAUCAUUAGCAGGCAUCCAGAUUCAGAUCUGAAUCCCCUCCUGGCUGUGGGUAACUGUACCCUCAACUUGCUAUCAAAAGAAGGAAAACGACAGAUUCCUUUAAGCGAGCAUUUCCUCAGCAAGUGCCCUAAUGCAGAUAUUAAGCCUCAAGAAAUCUUGAUCUCAGUGAACAUCCCCUACUCAAGGAAGUGGGAAUUUGUGUCAGCCUUCCGACAAGCCCAGCGGCAAGAGAAUGCACUAGCAAUAGUCAAUUCGGGAAUGAGAGUCUUUUUUGGAGAAGAGGAUGGCAUUAUAAGGGAAUUAUCCAUCUCAUAUGGAGGCAUUGGUCCAACCACCAUCUGUGCCAAGAAUUCCUGCCAGAAAGUCAUUGGAAGGCACUGGAAUGAAGAAAUGCUGGAUACAGCUUGCAGGCUUGUUCUGGAUGAAGUCUCUCUUCCGGGCUCGGCUCCAGGUGGGAAGGUGGAGUUCAAGAGGACCCUCAUCAUCAGCUUCCUCUUCAAAUUCUACCUGGAAGUGUCACAGAUUUUGAAAAAAAUGAACUCAGUUCACUAUCCCAGGCUUGCAGACAAGUAUGCAAGUGCUUUAGAAGAUCUUCAUUCCAGACAUCACUGCAGUACAUUAAAGUACCAGAAAAUAGGCCCAAAGCAGCAUCCUGAAGACCCAGUUGGCCACCCCAUCAUGCAUCUGUCUGGUGUGAAGCAUGCCACAGGGGAGGCCAUCUACUGUGAUGACAUGCCUCUGGUGGACCAGGAACUUUUCUUGACUUUUGUGACUAGUUCAAGAGCUCAUGCUAAGAUUGUGUCUAUUGAUCUGUCAGAAGCUCUCAGCAUGCCCGGUGUAGUGGACAUCAUGACAGCAGAACAUCUUAGUGACGUCAAUUCCUUCUGCUUUUUCACCGAAACUGAGACAUUUCUGGCAACAGAUAAGGUGUUCUGUGUGGGUCACCUUGUCUGUGCCGUGCUUGCCGAUUCUGAGGUUCAGGCAAAGCGAGCUGCUAAGCGAGUAAAGAUUAUCUAUCAAGACUUGGAGCCACUGAUCCUAACAAUCGAGGAAGCUAUACAACACAACUCCUUCUUCAAACCAGAAAGGAAGCUGGAAUAUGGAAAUGUUGAUGAAGCAUUUAAAGUGGUUGAUCACAUUCUUGAAGGUGAAAUACAUAUGGGAGGUCAAGAACAUUUUUAUAUGGAAACCCAAAGCAUGCUUGUGGUUCCCAAAGGAGAGGAUCAAGAAAUGGAUGUCUACGUGUCCACACAGUUUCCCAAAUAUAUACAGGACAUAGUUGCCUCAACCUUGAAGCUCCCAGCUAACAAGGUCAUGUGUCAUGUAAGGCGUGUUGGUGGAGCGUUUGGAGGGAAGGUGUUCAAGACUGGAACCAUUGCAGCCGUCACUGCUUUUGCUGCAAACAAACAUGGUCGUGCAGUUCGCUGUGUUCUGGAACGAGGAGAAGACAUGUUAAUAACUGGAGGCCGCCAUCCUUACCUUGGAAAGUACAAAGCUGGAUUCAUGAAUGAUGGCAGAAUCUUGGCCCUGGACAUGGAACAUUAUAGCAAUGCAGGCGCCUCCCUGGAUGAAUCAUUACUCGUGAUAGAAAUGGGAAUUCUGAAAAUGGACAAUGCUUACAAGUUUCCCAACCUGCGCUGCCAGGCUUGGGCAUGCAGAACCAACCUUCCAUCCAACACGGCUUUUCGUGGGUUUGGAUUUCCUCAGGCAGGGCUGAUCACUGAAUCUUGUAUCACAGAAGUUGCAGCCAAAUGUGGACUAUCCCCUGAGAAGGUGCGAAUGAUAAACAUGUACAAGGAAAUUGAUCAAACACCCUACAAACAAGAGAUCAAUGCCAAGAACCUGGCCCAGUGUUGGAGAGAAUGUAUGGCCAUGUCUUCCUACUCCCAGAGAAAAGUGGUUGUGGAAAAAUUCAACGUGGAGAAUUACUGGAAGAAGAAAGGACUGGCCAUGGUCCCCUUGAAGUUUCCUGUUGGCCUUGGCUCACGCGCUGCUGGUCAGGCUACUGCCUUGGUUCACAUUUAUCUUGACGGCUCGGUGCUGGUCACUCACGGUGGAAUUGAAAUGGGGCAGGGGGUCCACACUAAAAUGAUUCAGGUAAGAAUGCAAAUAACUAGAUUGAGGUGGGUGUGUGCUUGUAGAUCUGUUCAUGAGAUAAAAACAAUGAAUGGAUAUUUUCUGUUAAAUGCCUGUCAAACUCUUCUAAAACGCCUCGAACCCAUCAUCAGCAAGAAUCCUAAAGGAACUUGGAAAGACUGGGCGCAGACUGCUUUUAAUGAAAGCAUUAGUCUUUCAGCUGUUGGAUACUUCAGGGGUUAUGAGUCAGACAUGAACUGGGAGAAAGGCGAAGGCCACCCCUUCGAAUACUUUGUUUAUGGAGCUGCCUGUUCCGAGGUGGAAAUAGACUGCCUGACGGGGGAUCAUAAGACCAUCAGAACAGACAUUGUCAUGGAUGUUGGCUGCAGUAUAAAUCCAGCCCUUGACAUCGGCCAGAUUGAAGGUGCAUUUAUUCAAGGCAUGGGACUUUAUACUAUAGAGGAACUGAAUUAUUCUCCCCAGGGCGUUCUGCACACUCGUGGUCCAGACCAAUAUAAAAUCCCUGCCAUCUGUGACAUGCCCACACAGUUGCACAUUUCUUUGUUGCCUCCCUCUCAAAACUCAAAUACUCUUUAUUCAUCUAAGGGUCUGGGAGAGUCGGGGGUCUUCCUGGGAUGCUCCGUGUUUUUCGCUAUCCAUGAUGCGGUGAGUGCAGCGCGACGGGAAAGAGGACUACGUGGACCCUUGAGGCUUAAUAGUCCACUGACCCCGGAGAAGAUUAGGAUGGCCUGUGAAGACAAGUUCACAAAAAUGAUUCCAAGAGAUGAACCUGGAUCCUAUGUUCCUUGGAAUGUACCCAUCUAAAUCAAAUGCAAACUUCUGGAGAAAAUGGCGUGCCUCUUCCCAGAUGGCAAUCUGUCCUAUCUCUGCUCAAAGAUGUUAGAUCUGAAGGACAGAAUUUCCGCAGUUCAGAAAUCAUCCACAGUGUUGCUUUUCUAUGGAGGUGAUUCAGGGUAUUCCAUUUAGAUUUGAUAGAUAUGCUUAAGCAAUCUAUAAAUCAUUUUCAAUGUUAUAAACACUAAUUGGUUUCCUCUAGGGUGAUAUUCACCAUUACUUCAAUCCAUCCAGCUAAAUGGAAUAGAUGAUGACUUGCAUGUGACUCAUACUUGGCUUAUAUCCACCAACAGAAAUUAUACUACCUAGUGAAAGGCAAUUUUCUAAAUAAUUUCAUCACUAGUAGGAACUGUGAAGUUGUCACUUUUUCUUUUGUUCCUUUCUGCUAUCACCUUCCUCUUGUCAGAGUGAAUACAGACACUGUAUCUAAGUGGGACCAAAGAAAAAAAUAGCAAACUUUUACCAAAGUUUUCAUGGAAACUAAAAAACUUUAAAGAUUACUAUCAAGAAAUUAAAAGAAAACCCACAGAAUAGGAUGAAAUAUUUGUAAAUCAUGUAUUUGAUAAAGGUCUUGUAACCAGAUAAAUGAAGAGCUCUUACAACUCAACAAUAAAAAGGCAAGUAAUUUAAAAAUAGGGAAAGAAUUGCUGGAUGGUAUGGUAGUUCUUUUUACCCUAAAUACCCUGACUUGAUCAUUUAACAUUCUAUGCAUGUAACAAAAUAUCACGUGUACUCCAUAAAUAUGCAUAAAGUAUCAAUAAAAUUUUUAAUGG